Messenger RNA from Vitis riparia (riverbank grape), 1724 nucleotides. Its product is annotated as 7-deoxyloganetin glucosyltransferase-like. The coding region runs from base 36 to 1544 and encodes 502 amino acids. The transcript is spliced from 2 exons. The record is from RefSeq and is a predicted model, not a curated record. Gene Ontology annotation, molecular function: UDP-glycosyltransferase activity. Lineage: Eukaryota; Viridiplantae; Streptophyta; Magnoliopsida; Vitales; Vitaceae.
UUUUUCUAUUUUGAGAGAGAGAGAGAGAGAGAGAGAUGGCUUCAAUCACAGCUUCUGAUAAACCUCAUGCUGUGUGUGAGAGAGAGAGAGAGAUGGCUUCAAUCACAGCUUCUGAUAAACCUCAUGCUGUGUGCAUCCCAUACCCAUCUCAAGGCCAUGUAAACCCACUGCUGCAGAUGGCAAAACUGCUUCACAACAGAGGUUUUUUCAUCACUUUUGUCAACACUGAGCACAACCACAAGCGUUUGCUCAGGUCUAAAGGCCCCAACUAUCUUGAUGGCUUCCCUGAUUUUCGCUUUGAGACUAUCCCAGAUGGCCUCCCACCAAGCGAUGCUGAUGUCACCCAACCCACCGCUUCUGUCUGUGAAUCCACCUCCAAGAACAGCUUGGCGCCCUUUUGCAACCUCAUCUCUAAACUCAAUGAUCCUUCCUCCUCUGCUGGCCCGCCUGUGACCUGUAUUGUGUCUGAUGGUGUCAUGUCCUUCACUCUUGAUGCUGCUGAGAAGUUUGGAGUGCCUGAAGUGCUGUUUUGGACGACAAGCGCAUGUGGGUUUCUGGGGUAUAGGCACUACAGAGACCUCCUUCAAAGAGGUCUUAUACCACUCAAAGAUGAAAGCUGUCUGACCAAUGGGUACUUAGAUACCAUUGUUGAUUCCAUUCCUGGAAUGAUGAAAACCAUCCGUCUGAGGGAUUUUCCAGCUUUCUUCAAAACUACAGACCCCAACGAUAUCAUGCUCAACUUCUUGAUCGCGGAGGCAGAGAGAGCUAAUAAAGCUUCUGCUAUCAUUUUGAACACUUUCGAUGCAUUGGAAAAAGAUGUUUUGGAUGCUCUCAGAGCCACCCUUCCGCCAGUUUACACCAUCGGCCCUCUUCAGCAUUUGGUUCAUCAGAUUUCCGACGAUAAGUUGAAAUUUUUUGGCUCAAGUUUGUGGAAAGAACAACCGGAAUGUCUCCAAUGGCUCGAUUCCAAAGAACCCAACUCAGUAGUGUACGUGAAUUUUGGGAGCGUGAUUGUGAUGACACCCCAACAGCUCAGAGAGUUAGCUUGGGGACUAGCUAAUAGCAACAAGCCUUUUCUAUGGAUCAUAAGGCCUGAUCUGGUGCCAGAGGACUCAGCGCCUUUGCCACCAGAGUUUGUAACUGAAACAAGAGAUAGAGGCCUGUUAGCAAGCUGGUGUCCGCAAGAACAAGUCCUGAAGCACCCGGCGGUAGGAGGGUUUGUAACACAUAGCGGUUGGAACUCCACAAGCGAAGGCAUAUGUGGAGGAGUGCCGCUGAUUUGCAUGCCAUUCAGGGCCGAGCAACCGACCAAUUGUCGGUAUAGUUGCAGUGAAUGGGGCAUAGGGAUGGAGGUUGAUGGUGAUGUGAAGAGAGAGGACGUGGAAAAGCUUGUGAGAGAGCUGAUGGAUGAAGAGAAGGGUAAGAAGAUGAAGAAGGCGGCAAUGGAAUGGAAGAAGUUAGCAGAAGAGGCAAUUAUACCUGGUGGGUCUUCUUACAACAACUUCAACAAACUGUUGAGUGAUGUGCUGUUGUCAAAGAAGUAGACUGAUUAAUACACUAGAGCUUGUUUUUUUAAUGCAUGUAUUCAACUCUUUUAAGUACCAAACCAUGCAUAUGAGAUUUAAUGUGUGCAUUCAGCUUUUGUUGGAAAGCAUUCAUGUAGAUUGUAUCAAUUUUAUGAAUGAUUUGUGGGAUGUUAAUUGCAUGAUAUAUCUUAAAGUCUA